GGGGCCGGGGCGGGCGUGCUGCGGGCCGAGGCGAUGCCUUUCCUGCACGGCUUCCGCCGGAUCAUCUUCGAGUACCAGCCCCUGGUGGACGAGAUCCUGGGGGCGCUGGGGAUCCCGGACCCGGAGAGGCAGGAGACCCCCGAGAGCCCCAGCUGCCUGGCUGAAGAUAGGAGCAGGUUCCCGGUCCUCAGCGAGGUUCUGGAGAGAGAGACCCAGUCCCCUUUCUACCAGGAAGGAGUGAGCUAUUCCUUGCUGAAGGUCGCUGAGCUUGGGCUGGUGCACGUGGCUGAAAUCCUCCUGCAGUAUGGGGCCGACCUCAUCUUUGAAGAUCCUGUCACCUAUUACACUGCUCUGCACAUCGCUGUUCUCCGAAACCAGCCUGACAUGGUGGAGCUCCUGGUACAGCGUGGGGCAGACAUCAACCGAAGGGACCGGAUUCACGAGAGCAGCCCCCUGGAUCUCGCUAGUGAAGAGCCUGAACGGCUGCCGUGUUUGCAGCGUCUCCUCGAGCUCGGCGCAGACGUCAACGCGGCUGACAAAAAUGGCAAGACUGCCUUGCUGCAUGCCCUGGCCAGCAGUGAUGGAGUCCAGAUCCACAACACCGAGAACAUCCGUCUCCUGCUAGAAGGAGGUGCAGAUGUGAAGGCCACCACAAAAGAUGGUGACACUGUCUUCACCUGCAUCAUCUUCCUACUUGGGGAGACAGUGGGAGGAGAUCCAGAGGAGGUGCAGAUGAUCCACCACUUCUGCUUCCGAGUCACGCAGCUACUUAUGGCCCAUGGAGCCGACCCCAGCGAGUGUCCUGCCCAAGAAUCCCUCACCCACAUCUGCCUCAAGAGCUUCAAGCUCCACUUCUCACUCCUGCGCUUUCUGCUGGAAUCGGGGGCUUCCUACAACUGCUCCCUCCAUGGACCCUCCUGCUGGUCGGGCUUCCACAUCGUCUUUGAGCGACUGUGCUCCCACCUCAGCAGCUCUGAGGAUGACAGCUUCUCGGCAGACCUGCUGCAGAAAGCAGAGACUGUGCUGGAGCUCAUGGUGGCCAGCGCUCAGACUGUGAAGCUGCCCAGCAACUUUGAGGUCAACUUUAGCAGCUGCAGGUUCCAGGGGGAGAAGAUCAAGGCCCUUUUCCAUUCCCUAAAGCAGCUGGAGCGUUCACCUCAGGCCCUGAAGCACCUCUGCAGAGUUUACAUCCGGCAGCACCUCAAACCUUGGCCAGUAGAUAUGAAAGUAAAGGCCCUACCUCUUCCAGACAGGCUGAAGUGGUAUCUCCUCAUAGAUCACACCCACGCCUGUAGUGAGGGCAUCUGAGCCAGGCUGCUUUGCCCACAACCACUCUUGGGUCUGUUUCCUGUCCCAAAGAGCAAAUACUUCCUCAUGCCCUAGACUGACUUUCUCCACUGCAAACCAGCGCUUUGUUUGAUCAUGCUGCUUAGAUACCACUGUUCACCAAGUCCAGCUUUGCAUGCGUAUGCUACUACAUGCACUGUGUUGGCCUUGCUCCUUCGGAAAGGAAUGCCCCUGACACCAUGCUACCUCAGUCCACUUCGGCCUGUUUGGGGUGGGAAGGUAGCUGGACUCUGUGCCUUUAAGAAGGGCCAGGCUACUCUGGUGCAGCGGACUUAAACGAAAGGCCUGCUUGGAUUUGGGAUUAUGAGCAUGGCCUCAGAAGCACGUAAGGCAGCACUGAGAACCACAGGACCCUGACAGUGCAAUAACUAAACAUGCUGGAGUGCUCAGAUGAGGCAGGAUAACCUUGCCCCCUCUAAAUCCCAUGGGCCACAAGUAGUUCCUGCUGCUCCCCAGAGUUGGGACCUGUGGGGAGCAGUGCCUUAGCUGGGGUGUCAGACCACAGUCCAGCUGCCUACUGCUCAGGGGUGGGCAGAGAGUGCGUGGCAGUGGGGAGAGGUGUAUCCCCCAGGCCAGGCCUAAGAGCAGCUGGUCUUAUCACAGGGGGCUGAUGGCCUGUCUCCAGACCCCUGUAUACCACACCCUUUGGAGGAGCAGCCCACUUUGCAAAGGACAGGACUGACACCCGCCAGAUACUUAACCCUCUGUAACCUGUGAGAAGGGCAAGAGAGCAGCUCACUUUCUCCGUGCAGCUGACAGCCCUUGGUGAAGAGUCGGCUGCCUCUGUGGUUUGUAGACUAAAGUGGGAUGUACAGCACAAUGCUAAGAAGCCAGCACACCAUGCAGCACUUGAAUGACACACAGCAACGAUUCUCCUGUGUGGCCUAGCAGCAGAUUCCCUUGCAGCCUCUGUGGCUCUUAGCUGGUGCUGUCACACGGGGAGGUGGAGCCUGGCUGUGGACUGCCCCUGUUGCAUUGUGCCUUUGGUGUGAUGGACAAAUCUAACAUCCUUAUCUCCAUUAAACUGGCUUCCAUCCCAGGGUCUAUCACCCUCCCCUUUGCUCUGAAGGCCACAGGACAUCCUCCACCCACACGGAAGAGAUCCCUGCAAAGGCCCCACUGUGCUCCUUUGCCCAGACUGAGCAAAACUUAAGUACUUGAGGCCCUGUGACCCAAGGAGUGGGACAGGGACAACCCUGGUUUUCCUUCUCCUGUGUUCUAGUACCGCAGCAUGUUUUGCUACUGCUAACUUGGCCUAAAACCUACAUCACCAGUCACAGUACCACUGCCUCAGCACAGCUACAUCACGUUACUGUGCCAAAGUGCCAAAGCCAAGCAGCUGCCCAACUGUUUCUUACCACUGGGGAAUCCGGCUAGAAACCCUGCUCUGAUCGGCUGUGAGAUACAAGCAGGGCACUAAAAGACUUCAGUCACCCAGGGCUGGAGCAGCUGCAUCCAGAAGCAGGGUCGCUGCCUCGCAUUUGCCUUGCACUGCAGGACACGUGUAAAACUUACCAGGCUGCCCAAGUCUGUCCACUCAUGGCUUCUUCCUCCCCCCAGCAAGUAGGGGUCAUAUUGGUAAACUGAUGUACAAUUAAACACAACACUGGUGUCUUGAAUCAGAUCAAGCAAUUAAAAUGAGACCUUUUGUAACA
Molecule: messenger RNA, 3002 nt
Organism: Gavialis gangeticus (Gharial)
Lineage: Eukaryota; Metazoa; Chordata; Crocodylia; Gavialidae
Gene: ASB6
Product: ankyrin repeat and SOCS box containing 6
Exons: 6
Coding region: 34-1308 (424 amino acids)
Biological process (GO): intracellular signal transduction; protein ubiquitination
Cellular component (GO): BRCA1-BARD1 complex
Molecular function (GO): protein binding
Source: RefSeq, a predicted model, not a curated record